Molecule: messenger RNA, 1233 nt
Organism: Cucurbitaria berberidis CBS 394.84
Lineage: Eukaryota; Fungi; Ascomycota; Dothideomycetes; Pleosporales; Cucurbitariaceae
Product: glycoside hydrolase family 45 protein
Exons: 3
Coding region: 173-991 (272 amino acids)
Biological process (GO): carbohydrate metabolic process
Molecular function (GO): cellulase activity
Source: RefSeq, a predicted model, not a curated record
AUGUCCUCGGCCUGGAAUAUCAAUACUAGUUAAUUUCUCCUUGUGGCCGGACUAGAAGAGGCCCCUCUUUUCCAGUCACGGUCAAAUACAAUUACCUGGCUCCGCACGGAAUCCCUUGCUAAUACACCAUGCCCUCUGGCCUUUGCAUCGACAUCAGCUCUACCAUCCCGCAAUGACACCGCAAUUUUUUCGCAAUAUCGCCCUUUCCCUCGAAUUCUUUGUGGCCCUUGCACAAUGCGCCAAUCUCAACUACUCAGGAGAAGCAGUCACUACUCGAUUCUGGGACUGCUGUAAACCAUCAUGUGCUUGGGAUGGAAAAGCAGACGUUUCGAAACCCGUCGUAUCAUGUUCUUCUGACGACAAACCUACAGAUGCGGCUGCUGGAACUGGUUGCAAUGGCGGUCUUGCAUUUCAGUGCUCUAACCAGCAACCGUGGGCAGUGAACGACACUCUAUCCUAUGGGUUUGCUGGCGUUUUCAUCACACCGGAUCUCACUCGCGGCGGUAUCGAAGGGGCAUGGUGCUGCGCAUGUUACCAGCUGGAUUUUACCAGUGAACCACUCAUUGGCAAAAGCAUAAUCGUUCAAGCUUCAAACACAGCCUACGAUUUAAGAUCCACAAAUCGAUUCUCGCUUGCGAUACCUGGUGGAAAUACCACUUCAACGAAUGCUUGCGCCCAGCAGUUUGGGGUGAGCCAAUCUGUUUUCGGCAAUGACAUGUCAGGUGUCAGCUCCAAAGACGACUGUCAGAAUCUGCCUGAGCCAUUGAGAGACGGGUGUAAAUGGAGGUUUGAUUGGUUCAAAGACGCAUCAUAUCCAAGCGCAAAGUUCAAACGCGUAGUCUGCCCCUCCGACAUUACGGCCAAAACCAACUGCAUCCGCAACGACGACAAACAACUAGCAGGUGAAAAGUCCUCUGCAGCCAGCCUAACCCCAACCACCUCCGUAAUGUCUACAUUCGCCGCGGUCCUAAUAGGUCUACUAUCGAUAUAGUACCGAUGAUGACGCUGUACGCCACCUCUCCUGCACCGCUUACGAUUGCCACGUUUUCGACUCCCUGUGUUCAUUAUUUGCAAGGGCAGUUCCAUCAGAUGAUGAGGACCGCCCCGCCCAUAUCAUGCAUGGAUACCCUACCAAUAAAACACUUGCAUUAAAACGGAAUCCGCAUCUUGGAAAAGCGCUUAGCAAUACCUCCGCAACUUAUCUCAUACCCGGAGUUGCCGUCGACUUGCGAG